GCGUUGACGAGAGCGGGCCUGGAUUAGCAGCCACCUUCCUCUGCUCGUGACACCCACGUGCAACCGCCUCGUCCGCUGCCACUUUCCAGUCACCCGCGCCCGUGCUCCCGCGCUGGACUGGCGGCUGCGGGGUAUUGCCGCGUGCGAGAACGAGAGACGCGGGGGGCAGAGAGGGGUUGCGGCGCGGGCGAUGGGCGACGAGGUGAUUCGCGUGGCGCGCGCGGCGCUGUGGCGGUGCCUCAAGUGCCCGCUGUGCGGGCAGCUGUGCCGCCACGCCACCACCGUCAUGGAGUGCCUCCACACCUUCUGCCGCGAAUGCAUAGAGGGCGCGGUGGAGGACGGCCGCGACAACAGCUGCCCAGAGUGCCACGUCAGCCUGGGCCACCACCCCCUGCACGCCCUCAGGUAUGACCGCCAACUGGCAGACAUAGAGGAACGAAUCUUCCCAGAAAUUGCCUUGUUCUGCCAGCAGCAGAGGUUAAGGCAACAGGAGGAGGAGGAGAGAGAGAAGGGAGAAACAGAGAGGGGUGUGGGGAAAGUGGAGGAGGAGGAAGAUGUGGAGGAAAUGGUAGAAGAGGGGGAAGAGAAUGGGGAGGAUGAUGAGGAGGGGGAUGGGGAGGAAGGGAAGGAGAAAGAGGAGGGGGAGGAGAGGGAAAAGAGGAGGGGGGAGGAGCAGGAGUGCGAGGCACAGCAGCAGCAGAAGCAGGGCGAUGCGCUUGCAGAGCGGGUAGUCGAGUGUGGUGGAUCGUUGCCAUGGCGCAUGGCGGAUGCAGAUGGCGGAGGGGGGGAGGGAGAAGAUGGACGAGGCCAGGGAGGAGCAACGAAGGUGGGGGAAUGCAGAGAAAGGCACAGCGGCGAGGGACGAGGGGAAAGGGGAGUGGAGGAGGAGGCAUGGAUGAGAGGUGAACGAGGAGCGGGCGUGGGAGGGAAUGAAGUGCACAGGAAUGAGGGUGGCGAGGUGGGGACGUCCAGGGGAGGAAAGGAAGGCAGAGUGAGUGAUAUGGGACGAGGGAGGAGUGAGUGUGAUGUGGCCAGUAGUGGGGCAGCUGACCUGCAGAGGGGAGAAGGAGCUACGGACAGUGACGGAAGGGAGGAUGGUAGGCUAGGGUGGGCGGAGGGGAAGUCGAAGUGUGAUGAGAGGAGUAUAGAGCUUUCUGGGGGUGGUGAGCAGCGAGAACGUGGCACGGGGAGUGGCAGUGGGGUUGAGAGACGAGGCCUUGGAGUGAGGCGAGAGGGCCCGGAGGAGUCAACGGAGCACCAUGGGGAGAGGGCAGGCACAGGCAAGCAGGAGAGGGAUGAAGUAGCUGGGGAGCGAACCAGUCCAGAGGGAUUGAGUGCAGCAGCGCAGGAUGGGCUUGCAGCGGCGAUGGGGGGGGGCAGCUGCCACCUUGCAUGUGGUGCAGACACGGAGGCGAGAGGGGCAGGGGGUGUAAAGGGAGGGCGGGGUGGGUGGAAGGCGAGUGGUGUAGGGAAGAGGGCGAAUGACGAGGGGGUUGGGGCAGGAGUGCAGAGCAACGUGCCCGGCAGGCAUGGCGGGGGCAAGCGGCAGAGGGUGGUGCUGGGAGGGUUGGAUGUGGGCAUCGUGGGGUGUGCAGGCAGGGACUCUGGCAUGGGCGAUGUGGUGGCGGGGGGGCUGCUGCGCGGUGAGUUGCAUAGCGGCUGGGGGGACGAUGCGAGCAUGGGAGUGGGGGAGGGGGAGGAGGAGGAGGUGCAGGGGAGCGAGAGGUGUCUGGCAGGGGCAGAGGAGGAGAUGGGGGGGGACAGGGGGCGAGAGGGGAGGGGACAUGACAGGGAUGAAGGAGAUCGGUGCGAAGCAGUGGGAGAAGAGAAUGCGGGAACAGGCAGUAAUGCGGGUGGAGAGAUGCCCGUGGAGGGGAGCAGGCACGGAGUAGAGCAAUGCGAGGGGAUGGGAGAGAGGGAUGCUGAGUGGCGCAUGUCCGUGGAUGGGUUUGUAGAGGGGGGGAACAAGGAUGUGAAAGAGGUGCAGGGGGUGCAGGAGGGGGGGCAGGUAGGGCAAUGGAGCAGGGAGAUGGAGGUGGACGGUCAUGAGCGAGUAAGGGGGAUGGUGGAGGUGGCGGGUGGUGGAAGAUAUGAUGCCAAGAAAGUAGUGGGCAGGGGAGGCGAGGAAUUGGGGGUAAGAGAGGAGGUGAGAGGGGAAGAAGAGGUGAAUGGGGGACAUGAGCAGGUGCAAGAGGAUGGCAGGAAGACAGCAGUGGAGGAGGCAGGGGCAGAGGCGGCAGUGGCAGAGGAGACAAGGGCAGAGGCGGGAAGGGCAGCGUUGGGAGGGGCAGAGGCGGGAGGGGCCGAUGGCAGUGACGAGGUGGCGGAGGUGGAUGCAGCGAGGUGGCUAGCGGCAGCGGGCAGGCGGAGGAGGCGCGUGGCAGGGAUGCCUAUGGCGGGGCUUGAGCCUGCACUGCUGCCUACAGCGCAGGCUGGUGCAGGCGAGGUCAAGGCCGAGUGGGCUGGCAUCUGGAGUGCAGGUGGCAGCACACAGGAGACGGUGGGUGCGGCGCUGGGCUGGGAGGUGGCGGUGGGAGCGGGUGGGGCUGACCAGGAGAAUGGGAUGCUGGUGACACAUGGUGACGAGCAGGCUGGUGGGGAGGAGGUGGGUGCAGGAGGUGGAGGCGUGGUGGUGGUGGCGCAGCAACAAGGUGGUGCCAGCGGUGGUGAGCAUGCUGAGAGUGGCGAGCAUGGAACGCGCUCUGGGAGCGGGCUAGUGCGAGCCAUGUCUCAUGGUUCCCAGCACGCUGAGGGAUCGCAUGAGAGUAUGCAGCAGACCCAGGGAGGGCAGGGAGAGCAAGGUUGUGUACAGGUGUGCGAGGCACGAGGUGGCAGCGGUGGAACAGGUGCAGUGGAGAAUAGAGAGAGCACACGUGCGCAUGUUGAGGGUGGUGAAGGUGGGGAUGCAGGGCGUGAGAAGCAGAGGAAGACAAGGGAGGUGGCAGCGCAGGGCACAGGGGAGAGAAGGAUAGAGAGGUGGCGGGACGUGGACAAGAAGGAGAAGAAAGAGAUAGCAGGGGGGCGGGGAAGGUUGGAGGAUGAGGGAAGUCGGUUUAUAGUGGAUGGUAGUGAAAGGAAGGAGGAAGCGCUGAUUAACGAGGAGGAGAGGAAUGAAAGAUUGGAUUUGGCGGGAAGAGAAGAGUGUGAGGAUGCAGCAGCAUGUAAUGUGGCAGGUAGAGAAACGCCUGGUGUGCCGCAUGCUGCAAGUGCUAGGGCAUCAUCUGUGGCAGCAGAGGCGGUCGUUAGGGAGAUUGCAGAUGGGGAGGCGGCUGAGAGCGUGGGUGGGAAGCAGGGUGUGAGGAAGGGAUGGGAAGCAGCAGAGAGCAGCCAGCGCAGGCUGGUGGUUGCCAUGGCGAAUGGAGUGUUGAGCCAUGUGCCUGCCGUGCCACUCGGUGCCAUGGCACACACGCGGCCAGUCUCUUCACCUCCUGCUCUUCCUGCUCCUCCUGCUCCACCUGCUCCCCCGUCCCCUCAUGCUCCCCCUUCUCCCCCUUCCCUCGAUGCCCCCCCGGCUCCCCCUGACCCCCCUGCUCCUGCUGUUCUCCCCCCUCCUACUCCUUCUCCUAGUGCUCUUACUGCUCCUGCUCCUGCCUCUCCCCCUGCCCAUCGCACCAUUUCCCCUGCGCUUGGCGGUCCCGUGUCCAGCUGUGCGCCAGGCGCUUCCAUAAAUCACACACCACGCGCUGUUGCAACUGUGGUCCAUGCUGCUGCUGGGCUCAAUGGGGGGCAACAGCGUGAGCGAGGGGAAGUGAAGGAGAGGAAUGGGGCCACAACCAUUUCAAGGGAACCUGCACCUCCCCAGUCUUCUCACACCCACCCUCAUGUGCCUGUGGCUCCCAUCUCUUCUCCCUGCAUCCUCCCCGCCUGCCCGUCACCUCCCCCUCCUUCUGCGGUCCCUGCCCCUCCCCCACUACCAACUGCCACUGCACCUCCAGCGUCCGCUGUACCUCUCACCCCAGGUGCAGGGGGGCAGCAGCAGGCAGUGCAGGCAAGCGCAGAAGCGGCAGCAGGUGCAGGGGGGCCAAGUGCGCGGGCAGGAGGAGCGGGUGACAGGGUUGCGGUGUGCACUACUGGGCUCGAUGCAGUGCUGGGACUCACCCAUCGACCCCAGUAGUGCGCACCCACCUGCUGCUGCUGCUCGUCUCCCCUCUCCUGCAUGUCCAUGGCCGGCAACUCUUUUUCACCCUGCCUGCCCUUCCCACGUAUCACUCUGCUAUCCGUGCCUCAGCCCGCAUGCCCCACCAUGACUCAGCCUUCGUGCGGCAGCAGCCACGGGUGACGACAGGAUAGGUACUACUUGAUGGGCCACGCCAUGUGUUAGGCCACGCCAUACGUGCUCAUGGCCUUCCAUUCCUUUUCACUGUUUGGCAGCCCAGAAUCGCCAAUUGUGUGGCCACUUUUGAUUUUUCCAGCUCGGUAAUACCAUGCCCGACAUGAAAAAUCUCCUAUAAAUGGGUCUGUAGGGUACAUUGAGAGAGCUGUUUAAGUUCUGGUGUCGUUUCAGAAUGGAAGAGCAAUCACCAAGGUGUGAAUCAAGAUCGAGUGAGCCU
Closterium sp. NIES-67 is the source of this 4550-nucleotide messenger RNA. Lineage: Eukaryota; Viridiplantae; Streptophyta; Zygnematophyceae; Desmidiales; Closteriaceae. The record is from the annotation of a GenBank genome assembly.